Messenger RNA from Tarenaya hassleriana, 1496 nucleotides. Its product is annotated as fructose-bisphosphate aldolase 6, cytosolic. Gene Ontology annotation, biological process: glycolytic process; fructose 1,6-bisphosphate metabolic process. Gene Ontology annotation, cellular component: cytosol. Lineage: Eukaryota; Viridiplantae; Streptophyta; Magnoliopsida; Brassicales; Cleomaceae. The record is from RefSeq and is a predicted model, not a curated record. Gene Ontology annotation, molecular function: fructose-bisphosphate aldolase activity.
GGAAAACAGACCACAGAUCUCAACCAUUGAUUACGACUUCAACCUUUUCCGAACCUUCUACGCUUUCUCAUCUAUAAAAACCGCCAUUUUCCCUCUCUACUUCACCUUCCUUUCAAAUUUCUCAUCAUCUUCUUCAUCCGUCGACCAUGUCUGCCUUUAAGAGUAAAUACGCCGAUGAGCUGAUCGCUAACGCAGCCUACAUUGGCACACCCGGAAAGGGGAUCCUGGCCGCCGAUGAGUCGACCGGUACCAUCGGAAAGCGUCUCGCUAGCAUCAACGUCGAGAACGUCGAGUCCAACAGGCGUGCUCUCCGUGAGCUCCUCUUCACCGCUCCCGGUGCCCUCCAUUACCUCAGCGGCGUUAUCCUCUUCGAGGAAACCCUCUACCAGAAGACUUCCGAUGGGAAGCCUUUUGUUGACCUUUUGAAAGAGGGUGGAGUCCUUCCAGGUAUCAAAGUCGAUAAGGGUACCGUCGUGCUCCCUGGCACCAACGGUGAGACCACCACACAGGGUCUUGACGGUCUCGGUGACCGCUGCAAGAAGUACUACGAGGCUGGUGCCCGUUUCGCCAAGUGGCGUGCUGUCCUCAAGAUCGGCCCGAAUGAGCCUUCUGAGCUAGCCAUCCACGAGAACGCCUACGGGUUGGCUAGAUAUGCCGUCAUCUGUCAGGAGAACGGUCUUGUCCCCAUUGUGGAGCCUGAGAUCCUUGUCGACGGACCACACGACAUCCGCAAAUGUGCGGCGGUCACGGAGCGCGUCCUCGCAGCUUGCUACAAGGCCUUGAACGACCACCACGUAUUGCUUGAGGGUACCCUCUUGAAACCCAACAUGGUGACACCCGGGUCGGAAAGCAGCAAGGUGGCACCCGAGGUGAUAGCCGAGCACACAGUCCGAGCCCUCCAGAGGACUGUGCCAGCAGCCGUCCCAGCCAUCGUGUUCUUGUCCGGUGGGCAGAGCGAGGAAGAGGCGACACUUAACCUGAACGCGAUGAACCAGCUGAAGGGGAAGAAGCCAUGGUCGCUGUCAUUCUCGUUCGGACGAGCCCUGCAGCAGAGCACGCUCAAGGCGUGGGCGGGGAAAGAGGAGAACGUGAAGAAGGCGCAAGAAGCGUUCGUGGUGAGAUGUAAGGCCAACUCAGAGGCCACACUCGGAACCUACAAGGGUGACGCCAAGCGUGGGGAGGGUGCCGACGAGAGCCCACGUCAAGGACUACAAGUACUGAUGGAUGAUGAUGCGGAUGUCAUCAUCAUCGUCAUGGGUGUGCUGUGAUAUUAUUUAAUAGGGUUUUUGUACCUUCCCUUGACAACAUCUCGGCUUCCCCCUUUUUUUUUGUUUUGUUUGGGGUUUGGUUUUGUUUUGUGAAUUUAGGAUAAACGGGUGCUCGGGGUGAAUGUUGUCCCAAUAAGCUUUCCCUCCAAUUCGGAGUUGGUAUUUGAGUUCCGAAAAUUGUGAACGGUACCAAGCCGAUUAAGUGGAUUUUGGUUUGGUUUGAUUUUA